Molecule: messenger RNA, 1261 nt
Organism: Myiozetetes cayanensis
Lineage: Eukaryota; Metazoa; Chordata; Aves; Passeriformes; Tyrannidae
Gene: FAM181B
Product: family with sequence similarity 181 member B
Exons: 1
Coding region: 82-1113 (343 amino acids)
Source: RefSeq, a predicted model, not a curated record
UUUCCCCGCUGCCGGCGCCGCUGUCUCCCGGCGCAGCCCGGAGCCCGUCGGAGCUCGGGGCGGCGGCGUUCGCCGCCGGCCAUGGCCGCGCCUGCCGCGCUGCUCAGCCCCCACCACCUCCUGUCCUUCUGCUUCCCGGCCGCCGGCGGGCUCCUGGGCUAUGCCGACCUGGAGAAGGGCUACGAGGGCGGCGGCGGCGACGCGGGGGACUUCAGAGAAGCCACCCGGGACCUGCUGAGCUUCAUCGACUCGGCCUCCAGCAACAUCAAGCUGGCGCUGGACCGGCCGGUGAAGUCGCGGCGGAAGGUGAACCACAGGAAGUACCUGCAGAAGCAGAUCAAGCGCUGCACCGGCAUCAUCGCCGCCGCCGCCCCGCCGCCCGCCGCCUGCUCCGCCCGGCCCCCGCCGCGCCGGGAGCCCGCGCAGGCGGCGGGCAGCAGCCUGCAGAGCAAGAGCCUGGCCGCCCUCUUCGGCUCCCUGCAGCGGGGCCGGGGCGCGGCGGGCGGCGCCGAGGCCAGGGCGGGCGGCGGCGGCGGCGGCGGCGAGAAGGCGGCGGGCGGCCCGCGGAAGGUGCCGCUGCGGGACCGCAACCUGCCGCCCUCCUUCUUCACGGAGCCGGCGCUGCCCGCGCCCGCCGCCCGCGGGCCGCCCGCCAAGGAGCCGGAGAAGGGCGGCGGAGGGGCUGCCGAGGCGUCCGAGUUCUUCGAGCUGCUGUGCCCCGAGUACGGCGCGCUGCUGCCCGAGCACGCCGCGCCGCCCGACGCCUUCGGCGGCCGCCUGCCCGCCGAGCUGGGGCUGGAGCACGGGCUGUACGAGCUGCCGCUGCCCGCCGGCCCGCACCCGCUGCUGGGCGGGCUGCUGUACCCCGAGCCGCCCUGGAGCCCGGCCGCGCCCUGCAGCCCGCCCAGGAAGGCACCGCCCGAGCCGCUGCGCCCGCUGUACCCCGGCGGCCCGGAGCAGGUGCCCGGUGGCGGCGGCGGCAGCACCGAGGAGCCGGGUGGGCACCUGCCCGCGGGGUUCGCCCCCUUCUUCCCCGAGUGCCCGCUUGCCCCGCCGCAGCCGCCCUACGACUACGGCGCUGGGUACCCCCGCACGGGUUACCCCGGGCUGUAGGGCGGCGGGGCUCGGCGUCCGCCGGGACGGGGCUGACGGACGCUGGGGCAGCGCGGAGGCCGCACGGGGCUCCGCACGCCCGAAACCGCGGCCACGGCUCCCGCAGGAUCCACCCUUGUGCGCUGCCAGUCGCCUCCUCCUGCAGUUU